AUGGCGAAUCAACCUGAAUCAUCUGAUCCGAAAGAAACGAAGAGGGACUUUAGCACGGCGAUUCUAGAGAGGAAGAAGGCGGCUAAUCGUUUGGUUGUGGACGAGGCGAUCAACGAUGAUAACUCCGUCGUGUCUCUAAACCCUAACACCAUGGAGAAGCUACAACUCUUUCGUGGAGAUACCGUCUUACUCAAGGGAAAGAAGAGGAAGGAUACUGUGUGUAUUGCUUUAGCUGAUGAUACAUGUGAUGAACCAAAGGUUAGGAUGAACAAGGUUGUUAGGUCAAACCUGAGGGUUAGGCUCGGAGAUGUAAUCUCUAUCCAUCAAUGCCCUGACGUCAAGUAUGGGAAGCGAGUUCACAUCUUGCCCUUAGAUGAUACCAUUGAAGGAGUUAGUGGAAAUAUCUUUGAUGCCUACCUUAAACCUUAUUUUCUGGAGGCAUACCGCCCGGUGAGGAAGGGUGAUCUUUUCCUAGUUAGAGGAGGAAUGAGAAGCAUUGAGUUUAAGGUUAUUGAGACCGAUCCUGCUGAGUACUGUGUGGUUGCUCCAGACACAGAGAUAUUCUGUGAAGGUGAACCGAUAAAGAGAGAGGAUGAGGAGAGACUAGAUGAAGUUGGUUAUGAUGACGUUGGUGGUGUUAGGAAACAAAUGGCUCAGAUUAGAGAACUUGUUGAGCUUCCUUUGAGGCAUCCACAGCUCUUCAAGUCCAUCGGUGUUAAGCCUCCUAAAGGAAUCUUGCUCUACGGCCCUCCAGGUUCAGGCAAGACACUGAUUGCUCGUGCUGUUGCUAAUGAGACCGGUGCGUUUUUCUUCUGUAUCAAUGGUCCGGAGAUUAUGUCCAAGCUAGCUGGUGAGAGUGAAAGCAACCUUAGGAAAGCGUUUGAGGAGGCUGAGAAGAAUGCGCCUUCGAUCAUUUUCAUUGAUGAGCUUGAUUCCAUUGCUCCAAAGAGAGAAAAGACUCAUGGGGAGGUUGAGAGAAGGAUUGUUUCACAGCUCUUGACGCUUAUGGAUGGGCUUAAAUCUCGAGCACAUGUGAUUGUUAUGGGAGCAACCAACCGUCCUAACAGCAUUGACCCGGCUUUGAGAAGGUUUGGAAGAUUCGACAGGGAGAUUGAUAUUGGUGUUCCUGAUGAGAUUGGUCGUCUUGAAGUCCUCAGGAUUCACACCAAGAACAUGAAGCUCGCAGAAGAUGUAGUGUUCUGUUUUAUAUAUGAUCUUCAUUUCUUCUGCAUUGUUAUACCUGACAUAAUUUGCUAUUUACCAGGUUGA
Molecule: messenger RNA, 1269 nt
Organism: Eruca vesicaria subsp. sativa (arugula)
Lineage: Eukaryota; Viridiplantae; Streptophyta; Magnoliopsida; Brassicales; Brassicaceae
Source: the annotation of a GenBank genome assembly